Gadus chalcogrammus (walleye pollock) is the source of this 2099-nucleotide messenger RNA. RefSeq names its product ring finger protein 44 (gene rnf44). The transcript is spliced from 11 exons. Lineage: Eukaryota; Metazoa; Chordata; Actinopteri; Gadiformes; Gadidae. Bases 576 to 1934 code for a protein of 452 amino acids. The record is from RefSeq and is a predicted model, not a curated record.
ACUCGACUCCACGUUAUGUGGCGCCUACGUCGCUUCUGGUUGGUGGAAUUUUGUGCUUACAACAAGGAUGAGGGCGUGGCUUAACGCGAAACACUUCGAGGAACGUCCUCGCGCGAAGGAAUGCUUUAAAUUAUACAUAAACCGGAACCCUAUUAGCGAGUCUGUGUCGGUUUUCUUCGUUUAUAUUUAACAAUCGUUCGUAUAUAAAAUAUUUUUUUCGUGUUCAGUCGAAGCAGAUCUCCCAUGCAGUUUAACCUUUCAAUCUGAUCAGAGCUAACAGCACAAAGCCUGUCCCAGCGCUGCUUUCUCAACGUUUAUUGAGAAAACUGUUGCCACGAUCGGGCUGACGUGAUCGAUCAUGAUCACCAUUCACAUCAGCCGUGUGAUGUAGUUUGUGCUCAUAUACCUCGGCACACGCGAAACUGGGGAACACCUUCAAGCUGAUUGUCUAAACAAAAGCUAACGAGCAGCAAAGGCAGCCUGUAAUAAAGGUGAAGACAAUCAGAGGUGACAACACAAGUGUCUCCUUAUAAGUUUAUUUUCCCGGGGAGUGAAUCGUCUGUACGACGUCACCAAUGCGACCAUGGGAAAUAGCAGUCAAUAGGCGGCCACCAACUGCCCCUUUAAAUCAGAGGAGGUUUCCCGGAGAGCCCUGUAACACACCUGUGCAUCUCAGGAGAAGCCCGCCACUGAGACGCCAGUGGGUGGGGAGAGAUAGGCCUGCACUUCACGGUUCCCUGAUCCAGGAUGAGAACUUCCACCGCCUGCUCUUCUCCCAGCAUCAGCAUCAGCAGCAGCAGCAGCAGCAGCAGCAUCCACAGGUUCCUUUAGAUGAGUCGAGACAUUACAACCACGCCAGCGCACCGCCACGCAUGCUCCACGCUGCCGCCCACCUGCCUCAGCAGAGCCCCAUCAUGGUGGAUCUACAUGACCAGAUGCACCAGGGAUCUGUACCAAUAUCAUACACCAUUACCACGGUGACGACCCACGGCUUCCCCAUCCACGCCGGGCCCCCCCUCGCUGGGUGCAACACGCAGCAGCUCCCAGCAUGCUCGGUAAUGUUCAGCGGACAGCUCUCUCUGCUCUGCUGCCUUCCUCCUCCACUCCUUCAGGCCUGCACCAUGCAGCACAUGCCAGUGUCUUACCAAGCCUUCCCGCCCCUCAUCUCCAGCGAGCAUUUUAUACUGCACCCCAGUCCAUCUGUGCCCCCCCACCCUCAGCACCAGACGCACCUUACUCCCCUGAGCCAGUUCGUCCCUUUACAGCCUCAGCACCCACGCAUGCCUCUGCAGAGGAUGGAGAACGAAGUGGAUCUCCGAGGAGAGCAGCACGCACUGGGGACCUUCCCGUACCCACCGUCCCACCACCCUCCAGCAAUGCCGCCUUCAAUCCCCCUUCCUUACCUUCCUCAAGAGCCCCUUCACCAAGAGCUGUCCUUUGGAGUGCCAUUUCCCCACAUGCUUCCCCGGCGAGUGAGCGGGCAGAGAUACCGGUUACAGCAGGCUCCGCCCGCCCCCCCACCACCACCCUCCUACUACCCAGGCUUCCUCCCCUACUUCCUGUCAAUGCUGCCUGUGCCACCCACCACGGUGGGUCCAGCCAUCAGCCUGGACCUGGAUGUGGACGACGUGGAGAUGGAGAACUAUGAGGCAUUACUGAACCUGGCAGAGAGGCUGGGUGAAGCCAAGCCCCGCGGGCUGACCAAAGCAGACAUAGAGCAUCUUCCGUCCUACAGGUUCAACCUGGAGAACCAUCUGUCUGAACAAACGCUGUGUGUCGUGUGCUUCUGUGACUUUGAGUGCAGACAGUUACUCCGGGUUCUACCGUGCAACCACGAAUUCCACGCCAAGUGUGUGGACAAAUGGUUAAAGACCAACCGCACCUGCCCCAUCUGCCGCGCCGACGCCUCCGACGUCCACCGGGAAGCAGAGUGAGGAGCCGCCGUCUCUCGUCUAGGAGAUCGGCGCACGGCCGAGCAAACCCCCCCCCCCACCCCCCCGGCCAGACACCUUCUGGGUGGGGGUGGGGAGGACGGGGGCUGAGCGGAUGGGUGGAGGAGGAGGCCGGGGAACACCCACACCUGCCACAACCUCGCCCGA